UAGAUUUUUGUGGAGACGCUUACAUAGCUAGCUAUAGCCAGAAGGGAAUGGAGAAAAUCAUGAGGACAGUAUUAAUGGCUUUGUUGAUGGCUUUCACGAUGCUUAUAUCUAAGGGUGAAGGCCAAUUAGUAGAGAAUUUCUAUAGUUCAUCUUGCCCAAACGUGGAAUCCAUGGUGAAACAAGCAGUGACUAACAAGUUUACAGAGACCAUCACAACUGGACAAGCAACUCUGCGUCUCUUUUUCCAUGAUUGCUUUGUUGAGGGCUGUGAUGCCUCCGUGAUAAUCUCCUCGCCAAAUGGGGACACAGAGAAGGAUGCCGAGGAAAAUAUUUCACUGCCAGGAGAUGGGUUUGACACUGUGAUCAAGGCAAAGCAAGCAGUGGAAGCUUCGUGCCCUGGAGUGGUUUCCUGUGCAGACAUUUUGGCACUUGCUACCAGAGACGUUAUAGGCUUGCUUGGAGGUCCUUCAUUCAACGUAGAGCUUGGACGCAGAGACGGGCUUAUUUCCAAGGCAUCGAGUGUAGAAGGAAACCUUCCGAAAGCAAACUUCAAUUUGGACCAACUCAACGCGCUUUUCGCCAAGCACGGUCUGACCCAAACGGACGUGAUUGCGCUCUCUGGGGCCCACACCGUUGGGUUCUCGCACUGCGAUCAGUUCGCUAACCGUUUAUAUUCCUUUUCAUCCUCCAACCCGGUGGACCCCACUCUGGACCCCACCUAUGCCCAGGAUCUAAUGGCGGGGUGCCCUAGGAACCCCGACCCAGCCGUAGUGCUUCCCCUGGACCCGCAAUCCCCUGCGGCGUUCGACAACGCGUAUUACCAAAACCUGCUCUCCGGAAAAGGGUUGCUAACCUCAGACCAGGUUCUGUUCGAGGAUGCCACGUCACAGCCCACGGUGGUGCGGUUCGCGAACAGCGCUGCGGAUUUUAACGAUGCGUUUGUCGCGGCCAUGAGGAAGCUCGGAAGGGUCGGGGUCAAGACUGGGAAAGAUGGAGAGAUUCGGAGAGAUUGCACGACGUUCAAUUCGUAAAUCAUACUAUCUUUUUGGUUCUUUUUAUAAGAAAUAAAUUUUAGUGUAUAAUAUGCUAAAACUUAUUACUUAUAAAAUGGACAGGAGGGAGUAUGAUAUAUGGAUUAAUUUGUGAAAGUGAAUUGAUUUGAAUUAUGUAUUCUCGAGGAAAUUAAGGUUCGGGUAAAUAAGGUUUUGGUUGGCCGUGUUGAAUAAAGUGAUUUAGUUGUGCAGUGUGGAUGUGCGUACGUUUUGAAAUGCGUAUUGCAUAUUUAGGUAGUAAUAAUACUAAUAUGCAUGUGCAUGUACAAUCUUAAUAGUCCUGAUAAUUUAUAUAAAUGAUUGCGAAGAUUUGCUAAAUA
This is a messenger RNA of Glycine soja, 1372 nucleotides long. Its product is annotated as peroxidase 55-like. The coding region runs from base 48 to 1031 and encodes 327 amino acids. Gene Ontology annotation, molecular function: peroxidase activity; heme binding. Gene Ontology annotation, biological process: response to oxidative stress; hydrogen peroxide catabolic process. The transcript has 3 exons. Lineage: Eukaryota; Viridiplantae; Streptophyta; Magnoliopsida; Fabales; Fabaceae. The record is from RefSeq and is a predicted model, not a curated record.